Ziziphus jujuba (common jujube) is the source of this 1770-nucleotide messenger RNA. RefSeq names its product probable beta-1,4-xylosyltransferase IRX10L. NCBI's taxonomy places the organism in Eukaryota, Viridiplantae, Streptophyta, Magnoliopsida, Rosales, Rhamnaceae. The transcript is spliced from 4 exons. The record is from RefSeq and is a predicted model, not a curated record. Gene Ontology annotation, biological process: glucuronoxylan biosynthetic process; plant-type secondary cell wall biogenesis. The coding region runs from base 344 to 1594 and encodes 416 amino acids. Gene Ontology annotation, molecular function: glucuronoxylan glucuronosyltransferase activity; 1,4-beta-D-xylan synthase activity.
GGUUAAUUAGUUUUGGUUAGUAGGGAAUGAGAAGGACUUCCCAUCGAACCCCGACUCGUAGUCAGAAGAUCAAAGAAAGAACAAUACCAAACGAAAGAAAGAAGCUCCUCCUAUCUGUCGCUGUCUGAGAUCUGAGCUUUGCUUUGCCUUUUCUUACUUAAUUUGUUUAUUCAUUCGGAUUUUCAAAAUACUAAUUAAGCUUGUUCAUUCUUCCUUUCACUAUUUUUCACUACCUUAAUUCUUCUUUGUCUUGUUCUUCUUCUUCUUCUCCGGAUUUUCAGAGACAAAUAAGUUUGAUAUCCUUAGCAAUCUUCUCUUUCUACUGAUUACCCACUUCAGUAAAAUGAAUAUCUGCAACUGGGUUUUCUUUGCCCUUCUUUUUUCUGCCUUUGUUUUGGCAAGUGCUGCUGUGGAACAUGGCCGGGCCCAACCGACUGAACGAAUUUCAGGUAGCGCUGGUGAUGUCUUGGAAGAUGAUCCAGUGGGAAGGUUGAAAGUCUUUGUGUAUGAGCUUCCAAGCAAAUACAACAAGAAGAUUCUGCAGAAGGACCCGAGGUGCCUGACCCAUAUGUUUGCUGCUGAGAUCUUUAUGCAUCGGUUUCUCUUAUCUAGCCCUGUUAGAACCCUUAAUCCUGAAGAAGCUGAUUGGUUCUAUACCCCUGUAUACACCACGUGUGACCUGACACCAAAUGGCCUGCCUUUGCCUUUUAAGUCACCUCGGAUGAUGAGGAGUGCAAUCCAGCUUAUAUCUUCAAACUGGCCUUAUUGGAAUCGGACAGAAGGGGCAGAUCACUUUUUUGUUGUGCCUCAUGACUUUGGAGCAUGCUUCCAUUAUCAAGAGGAGAAGGCAAUUGAAAGAGGAAUUCUGCCCUUGCUUCAACAUGCUACCUUGGUUCAGACUUUUGGGCAACGGAAUCAUGUUUGUUUGAAAGAAGGCUCAAUUACCGUUCCUCCUUAUGCUCCCCCACAGAAAAUGCAAGCCCACCUGAUUCCUGAGCAAAUUCCUAGAUCAAUCUUUGUUUAUUUCCGAGGCUUGUUUUAUGAUGUGGGAAAUGAUCCAGAAGGUGGUUAUUAUGCAAGAGGUGCACGAGCAGCAGUGUGGGAGAAUUUCAAGGACAACCCGCUUUUUGAUAUUUCAACAGAGCACCCUACCACAUAUUAUGAGGACAUGCAACGAGCUGUGUUCUGUUUGUGCCCACUCGGCUGGGCUCCUUGGAGCCCUAGAUUGGUCGAAGCAGUGAUUUUUGGCUGCAUUCCUGUAAUCAUAGCGGAUGACAUAGUUCUGCCUUUUGCUGAUGCAAUCCCAUGGGAAGAAAUAGGGGUGUUUGUAGAUGAGAAGGAUGUACCAAACUUGGACACAAUACUCACAUCGAUCCCACUUGAUUUAAUCCUAAGGAAGCAAAGAUUGCUUGCCAACCCUUCAAUGAAGCAAGCAAUGUUAUUCCCACAACCUGCUCAACCCGGAGAUGCAUUCCAUCAAGUUCUGAACGGACUUGCUCGAAAAUUGCCCCAUGACCGGAGCAUUUACUUGAAGCCGGGUGAGAAGAUCUUAAACUGGACUGCAGGUCCAGUAGGUGACCUGAAACCUUGGUAGCAGGUUACCUCAUGUAUCUGGGGUGUGAUAGGAACUCUCUUUCAUUGUAUCCCUUAGUCCUGCCUCCAAACAUUACCAAAAGAUGUUGUUGUUGUAACUGAGGUGCUGACUUUAUGGAAUUGUAAAUGCCGUUUUAGCCAAAAAUGAAUCCAUUUUUACACAUUCCUUUUUACACA